AUGUCCAGCGACGACGAAAACGACUCCGGCGUGGAACAAGAAGUCACCUUGGCCUCUAUCGCCAGAAACCGCACCAUAAAUCUCCGUGUUAGCUCUGGGUAUACGCAAUGGGGCCCAGUGGAGGCCUUCCGUGAGCUUUUCAAGGUUAUCCGCAAGGAGCGAACCAUUGACGGUAAAACGCACAUCCUCUACACUGUCCCUAACCCGAAAGUGGCGACGGACUGCCUCGGGUACAUCCGGUUCGCCCGGUUCGACGACCAAGAGGGCUUUGUUGAAGUUACAAACCGGAAAGCUGUACUUCAACCAGGGCAUCUCGACUUUGGCAGCUCAAGUAAGAGAAACGAGAACACCCAGGCUGGUACACAUGGCGAAGGCCUCAAACUCGCCCUUCUGGUACUCCUGCGUGGCCACCAAAACCAUGCGAUCCGUUGCACUACUGGCAAUGUUCGUUGGAACUUCAACUUUUCCAAUCUCAAAAAUUUGGUGGCUCGACUUGGUAAAAUGACCUACGCCCAGAUCGACGCCGAACAGAAAGCAAGUCAAGUUCUACGGAAAGACGGCGUGAUCCCCUUCGCACCGUCCGCGUCUGACGACGUCCAGUUCCUGAUCGGUUGGUCGACGAGGAAAGGCCGAGAUGACAAGGGUAUCCUACGAACACGAGACCGCGUCCACAUCAAUGACUUCGAGGAGUGGUGCAAAUCCGCCAUCUUCCUGCAAUUUAUGCGAAACGAAGAUAUCGUGCGAACUACCGCCGGUGAUUUGAUCUACAACAACCUAUUGCCCCGUAGUGGAAAUUUGUACCUCAAAGGUCUCCUCCUAAAGGAAUCAACCGGCGUCGACUCGGCAAGCAUGACAGGCAAGCCGUUGAAGUUUGGAUAUAACUUCCGCGAUGGAGUGACGAACCGGGAAAGAAAGCAUAUUCAGGGGCGAAAUGCGGAAUCCCAGGCAAUUCUCAGAAUCUGGGAUCAAGUUUUGAUCCUAAAGCCGGAGUUUGUCAUUCAUAUCCAUGAAAUGCUGCUUGCCUCCGACUCACGCAACUCCGAGAUCCCCUCGUCAGAAACGGUGUAUGCGGAUGUGGCAAACCCAUCGCUUUUUCAGAAAGAAACUGUUACUUGCCUCAAAAACCACCUCUUUUCGGGAGGAAAGAAAUGGUACUAUUCUGCCCAUGAGAAGGCACAGAAUCACGAACUGCCGAAGAUUAUUCAUGGACUCGGCCGUGAGGGAGUGCAGAUCCCCAACGCAUACUGGUCGAUAUUGGAAAUGUUUAAGUUCGUGAGAACAGCCGCACAGGAGGAGGAGCGGCGAUUCCUCGAAGCCCAAAUGGCCGUAGUACCAAAUACUGCGUUUGCCCAAGAGACCUAUCGGCUCAUUCGAGCAAGCCUGCGCGGCUGCACUGAGACUCAUGACAUGGGGGUCAGGUUCGUUCAAGCAGGACCGCUGGCCCUCGAUAUCUGCCUCUCCGGCACCAGCGGCCCCGUCAAGAUCCAUUCAAGAUGGCUUACAAAGGCUGAAUCAACUAAAGAAAUCGGUGUAACGAGCACGCUCUUGGAGAGAAAUGUGCUUUUUCACACAAUCAGCAGACUAUUUUCGGAAGUUCUUCGCGAAGUAUGUGCAGGCAAGUCCGGCCAAGCCGAAAAAGAGAAGCGAGAGCGGAUUGGCGCCCAGCAGAGACUUCUUGAAUACUUGGAGAUGAAGAAGCACUUAUCUUUAGGUACGUCUUCUACUGCCAACCGCCAGCUCUCACUUAAAUGGGAUGACAAGUCGUCAUGGGGCGACGGCGGCGGUGUGAGUGUUCAGCUACAUCGCGAGGCAACUUGCUCCCAUCUUCGCCAAUAUGCUUUUGCAUCAGAAUGUAAGUUCCACUUGCUUACCCAGCAUCUACAAAUUAUUAACAUUCGGCCAGUCCAUGAGUCGACCGUACGCUGUAUAGCUUCAGCACAGCCACCAAAUUCCUCUGGAACUGGUGGGAAUACAGCCCAAGGAUGCCUUAGCCUGACACUAUCCCUGAGUGCUGGCUCCUACGAUUUCGAGCCACUCAAGACUAGGGAACCCUAUUUUGCGGUAAUGCUCAAGCCUUCUGAACCAAAUUCCGUCGUCCUCGUAUCAAACGUUCAUACCGCUACGGGCGCUCAGCGAGGGUCAGGAGUGUUCGGACAUGCGCCGAGAAAAUCCUACAGUACGUUAUUCUUGAAAACAACAAAAAGCGCGUACCAAUUCUAA
Ilyonectria robusta is the source of this 2220-nucleotide messenger RNA. RefSeq lists its product as uncharacterized. The coding region runs from base 1 to 2220 and encodes 739 amino acids. Lineage: Eukaryota; Fungi; Ascomycota; Sordariomycetes; Hypocreales; Nectriaceae. The record is from RefSeq and is a predicted model, not a curated record. The transcript is spliced from 3 exons.